AUGAAAGGGUUAGGUUCUCAUACACUCUUGAUUCCAAAGGCAAAGCCUCCUCUUUCAUUUGCAAUUCUUGAUGCAUUACCUUGUUGUUCUUAUUUCUCUAGAACCACCACUUUAUCCCCAUUAAGAUGCAGACAGAAAUUGAAGUUGAGCUUGGUGCGUGGCGAAAUUCGAUCCCAAGCUUCAAAUGUUGGUGUUGGACCGGGGGAUUAUGGAAACAAUCAUGAGAAAGAUAGUCAGAAUGUCUCUGAAAGAAACUCUGUUGAUGACAAUUCGUCUAAAGUCGUGAAACCUAUUCGGGUUCCGUAUCCUGCAUCUAUAGCUUCUGUGCUGUUUGGAUGUGCUCUUGUGUUUUCACUAAUAGCCUUUGUGAAAGGAGGGCCUUCAUCAGUUCUAGCAGCAAUUGCAAAAUCAGGAUUCACUGCCGCGUUUACAUUAAUAUUUGUUUCUGAAAUUGGGGACAAGACAUUCUUUAUAGCUGCACUCCUGGCAAUGCAAUAUGAGAAGGGAUUGGUUUUGUUGGGUUCAAUGGGUGCUCUUGCACUCAUGUCAAUCCUAUCUGUUAUAAUAGGCCGUAUUUUUCAAUCAGUGCCUGCUCAGUUCCAGACAACCUUACCGAUUGGAGAAUAUGCGGCAGUAACUCUUCUUUUGUUUUUUGGCCUAAAAUCAAUAAAAGACGCAUGGGAUCUUCCUUCAGCUGCUGUUAAAAAUGGUGAUAACAACAGUCCUGAACUUGAUGAACUUGCUGAAGCUGAGGAGCUUGUGAAAGAAAAGGCAUCCCCUCGGCUUUCAAAUCCACUUGAGAUCAUUUGGAAAUCAUUCAGUCUUGUAUUUUUCGCUGAAUGGGGAGAUCGGUCAAUGCUUGCAACAAUCGCGCUCGCGGCUGCUCAGUCUCCUUGGGGUGUGGCCAGCGGAGCCAUUGCUGGACACUUGCUAGCAACAUGUAUUGCCAUUGUUGGAGGAUCACUCCUUGCUAACUACAUUUCUGAAAAACUGGUUGGUUACUUGGGUGGAGGGCUGUUUCUAAUUUUUGCUGUAGCCACCUUUUUUGGAGUUUUCUGA
Messenger RNA from Lathyrus sativus (Indian pea), 1059 nucleotides. Lineage: Eukaryota; Viridiplantae; Streptophyta; Magnoliopsida; Fabales; Fabaceae. The record is from the annotation of a GenBank genome assembly.